Molecule: messenger RNA, 225 nt
Organism: Dentiscutata erythropus
Lineage: Eukaryota; Fungi; Glomeromycota; Glomeromycetes; Diversisporales; Gigasporaceae
Source: the annotation of a GenBank genome assembly
UCAACUGCUAAUAUCGUCGCACCAUCCACAGGAAUUGACGCAAAGAAAUUGACUGUUUGGAAUGUUUAUGGAACCCCUUUAACUAAUCUUUUUCUAUGGGGUUCGAUAACCUAUAUCAGUUUACAAGUUGUAUGGUGGAAAUUAGAAUUCGCAGAACUUGUUGAAGAAACGGAUAACAAGGUCGCAAAUUUAGAGAAAGAAAUAGAGAUAUUAAAAAAAAAAUAG